AUUUCAUAUUUAGAGACCGAAUAGGAGCUGUGCUGGUAGAAAGAAGGAAGAAAAUGGUAUUGAUUGGAACAUAAUUAUUUAUAUUUACAGGAUUUAAGACGAACGUACCGAUGUGAUGUUUGAGCUUCAUUUUUGUGGCAACAUAUCUUUUGCUCUUGAUCUUGUGGUGACUCAACAAACUGUGAGAAGUAUGCACUAUGGCUGGGGCCGCUGCCCAGAGGAACUUACAGCUAGAAAGAGAGCCAACCCUUCCCCCUCCUCCUGCUCCGGUUCCGGUAUCCACAGUGAUGAGGAGUCGCAGUGAGCCUGUAGUCUACAAUUGGCAAUCGACCAAGACCAGUGUCAAAGAACGUAUGGCUUUUAUGUUUAACAAUGAAACCUUGAGUGAUGUCCACUUCAUCGUUGGGAAAGGAGACAACAUGCAGCGGAUACCCGCUCACAAGUUUGUCCUGUCUGUAGGAAGUGCUGUCUUUGAUGCCAUGUUCAACGGUGGCAUGGCUACAACAUCAAGCGAGGUAGAACUCCCAGACGUGGAGCCCGCAGCGUUUCUUGCUCUGCUGCGCUUCCUUUACUCCGAUGAAGUACAGAUUGGACCAGAGAGUGUCAUGACAACACUUUACACGGCUAAGAAAUACGCUGUCCCUGCGCUCGAAUCCGAAUGCGUGGAUUUCCUCAAGAAGAACCUUAGUUCUGAUAAUGCUUUUAUGCUGCUUACGCAAGCCAGACUGUUUGAUGAACCACAACUUGCUAACCUCUGCUUGGAAACAAUCGACAAAAACACCGCAGAGGCGCUAAGCGCAGAAGGUUUUACAGACAUCGACCUUGACACAUUGAUCGUUGUGCUAGAACGAGAUACACUUGGUAUUAAAGAGAGCAUGCUCUUCAAUGCUGUCAUCCGCUGGGCCGAACAUGAAGCAGUGAGGCAGCAGGCCCUACCAACAUCAGAGAACAAACGGAGGGUUCUUGGUCGGGCACUAAAACUGAUCCGCUUUCCACUAAUGACAGUAGAAGAGUUUGCCAACAAAGCUGCCCAGUCUGGGAUCUUGACCGAUAGGGAAGUGGUGAAUCUUUUCCUUCACUUCACGGUGAAUCCUAAACCAGCUACAGAGUUCCCUUCCAAUCCUAGAUGCUGCCUAACUGGCAAAGAACAGACCUUGACACGCUUUCUGCAGGUGGAGAGUAGGUGGGGGUAUAGUGGCACAAGUGAUCGCAUCAGAUUCCAGGUGAACCGAAGGAUAUUUGUUGUUGGUUUUGGGCUGUACGGUUCCAUCCAUGGCCCUGCGGACUACUCGGUUAACAUCCAGAUAAUACAUGCUGAUACGGAAGCGAUGAUGGGUCAGAACGAUACAAGCUUCAGCUGCGAUGGUACCGAUUCUACCUUCCGAGUUAUGUUCAAAGACCCCAUAGAAAUCCAACCUUGUGAAAACUAUGUUGCUAGUGCCACACUCAAAGGACCUGAUUCUCACUACGGCACCAAGGGUCUUCGGAAGGUCGUCCACGAGUCUGCUUCAAACGGCAAAGUCAUGUUCCAGUUUGCCUACGUCGCUGGAAACAACAACGGAACAUCCGUCGAUGAUGGCCAAAUCCCAGAGUUAAUAUUCUACACGUGAUCUAUAUCUGUAAGCAGCGCUAUUGAUCUCAAUUUGUGUGUUUCAUUAUACAUGCGCCAACUACUGUGGCGUCACUCGAUAACGUUAGUCCCAGGUGAUUGGUUGAUAGCAGUGUAUGCCAUGCCAUUCAUGACAGUGUUUCUCAUUACAAAGUGAUUAGAAACCUCAUUUAAAUACCACAGGUUUUCCUGGAUCUCACUCAGUAAUUCUACUGAUUACCGGUAACCCUUACCAUCCUCUUAGGAUCCAUUGUUAAAUUAGAUAUUUCUGUAUUUUUCAAUUUCACCCUUGGUUCCAUGCUUUCUUAUAUAUCUUUGCGGAAAAGUUCUUGACUUUCAAGCCUCUCAUGACGAUGAAUGUUAUGUUAGUGGCGCGUGUAUUAUGAAAUGCUGGAAUCGCCAGUGAAUGAGAAUGCAAAUUAAAGCGAAAGCGUAUACGGCUCCUGAUCAUGAUUCGAAGUAUAAACCAUACAUGUUGGUACAUUAUAUUUCCAUGAUAUCGUGUAAUAUAUUGUGUUCUAGUGUGAUUUCCAGUGCAUUGCCAAGCAAUAUGAACUAAGGCGCUGUGUCUAUGCAUAAUAAUGGUACUUGUUAUAUAUACCUGUUAUAUAAAGGAUAGAAAGAGUAUUACGGCAAUUAUGCAGAAUAUCCUGCAAAAUAAUCAUUUUGAGUAAUGAAAUGAAGCCUACUGGAAAAAAAAAAAUGAGUGAUUUUCUAGAUGAACGUUUUGUAUAGGUAUCUCAUGUUGGGUAAUAAUCAUGUCAUGAGAUCAAGAUUUUUUUUAUAAUGCAAUUCUGAUACUUGAGUUGAGUUCACAGAAAUAUUUCUAGAGCCAGUUUGACUAAGAAAGAGAGAUUCUUCUGUCUUUGCCAUUAUGGGUUAGGAAUUACCAUUGUGAUUAGUCUCAGCAGCCAAUUGCAAUUAAGCUUCCCAUCAUGAUUAUAACCAGAACUUGGGGCCAGAUAAAGCGUAUCAGGCACAAUUAAAUUUUUGAAAAUGUUAGUGAG
Molecule: messenger RNA, 2616 nt
Organism: Lytechinus variegatus (green sea urchin)
Lineage: Eukaryota; Metazoa; Echinodermata; Echinoidea; Temnopleuroida; Toxopneustidae
Product: BTB/POZ domain-containing protein 2-like
Exons: 5
Coding region: 198-1610 (470 amino acids)
Biological process (GO): neurogenesis
Cellular component (GO): cytosol; P-body
Molecular function (GO): protein binding
Source: RefSeq, a predicted model, not a curated record